Nicotiana tabacum (common tobacco) is the source of this 1632-nucleotide messenger RNA. RefSeq lists its product as uncharacterized. NCBI's taxonomy places the organism in Eukaryota, Viridiplantae, Streptophyta, Magnoliopsida, Solanales, Solanaceae. The record is from RefSeq and is a predicted model, not a curated record.
GCAAAAAUUAUCGAGGAAAAGGACCCUCCUUCACCAUUUCCCUCAAACCCCUAAAUUUUGACAUGAUCAAUUAUCCCAAUUGCCAUGAUAUAAUCUUGGAAGUAAUAAUACAGCAAACACCAAGAAUAUAAUAUGUUGUUUAAUCAUCAUUACAACAAAAUUGGUUGCAGAUUGAUAAGGUAGCAUCCUAAUUAUGUUCUUUGAUUUGUUUUAUCCUAGUCAAUUGGCUUCUCUAUGCGACGACAGAUUCUUGUCAAGAUAGCAGAUUUAUAUUAUUUUUUUCUGGUCCUACUCUUUAAUCCAUCGUCUUCUGAAAAGGCCAAUUCCAUCUGCAAUGUAAUCUUUGUUUAGAAUAAGAAAAAACGGAAACUGUCAUGUUAUUUUGUUAUGGCUCAGGGCAGAAUAAAUAUUGGGAUAUUGACAUUUGAAUAGGUCAAGAGAUGCUGAUUUUCUGCAAAGGUUUUUGACAAUGUUCAAAUUACAAUUUGAAUUUGAGGCUUUCAUGAAUCAGAAACAAUUGGAAGAGAAUCUUACCGAGGAAAAUGCUAUUCAUAAAUUUGGAGAGGACUUUGCAACUUGUAUUUACGUAGCCAAAGUUGCACAAUUUUUUCAUGCUAUAACAACAACGUGGUCCAAGAAUCUGAGCAGCCACGCCCUUUACAUUGUAGUCGAAAACCUUUCUGAAGAAACACAUUUCACAUGCAAAAUAGACCUAAAAUCUUGGCAAUUUUGGGGUAAGAAGGGUUUAAAAUCAUUCAACGUAGGUAAAAAGCGUGUGGAUAUUUAUUGGGAUUUGAGGUCUGCCAAAUUGUCUAGCCGGCCAGAGCCUGUCUCUGAUUAUUAUGUGGCAUUGGUCUCAGAAGGAGAGAUGGUAUUAUUAUUAGGUGAUCAAAAUAAAGAAGCAUUCAAGAGAACAAAGUCAAGACCAGCUUUUGUGGAUGCUGCUUUAGUGCACAAGAAGGAAACUGUAUAUGCAAAAAAAUAUUUUUGCACUAGAACAAUAUUAGGGCAAGGGAAAAAGCAACAUGAUAUUACUAUUGAGUGUGUCAUUUCAGGGCCAUCUGAUCCUGCAAUAUGGAUUAGUGUGGACGGGACCGUAUCAAUCCGAAUUACUAAUUUGCAUUGGAGAUUUAGGGGAAAUGAGACAAUUUUUGUGGAUAAUGUACGUGUGGAGAUAUUCUGGGACGUGCAUGACUGGUUGUAUAGUGGCCCUCGCUCUGGCCCUGGGACAUUCAUUUUCAAACAAGAUAAUGAAGGUAGUGAUAAAUUGGAAGGCAGAUAUUCAAAUUCUGAAGGUUAUAUUAGUGAUGGAAGCUCUAAUUUGCAAUCUGUGUGCACGGAAUUAUGGCAUUUUCUUUAUGCAUGAAAGAUUGAAUGACUUGACUAUAGUCUCAUCGGGUUAAAAUUGGAACAAUACAAAGAAGUCUAAAUGAGUAGCUUUGGAGUUGUGAGACCACAUCCGAAUGUGUUACUACUCUACCAAUGUUGACGAAGCUGGAUUCCAUGUUUUAAGCAAAUGGAGUAUGUGUUUUCUUAGGCUUUUUGUAUAUUGAUCAACUUAAAACAAUUCAACUUGUUUGCCCUGGCUGACCUGAAUAUAUUAGAUUUUCCAAUUGUUGGAAUUUUCUUAGU